Messenger RNA from Plectropomus leopardus (leopard coralgrouper), 2746 nucleotides. RefSeq lists its product as uncharacterized. The record is from RefSeq and is a predicted model, not a curated record. Gene Ontology annotation, molecular function: lipid binding. Gene Ontology annotation, biological process: lipoprotein metabolic process; lipid transport. Lineage: Eukaryota; Metazoa; Chordata; Actinopteri; Perciformes; Serranidae. Gene Ontology annotation, cellular component: membrane; extracellular region.
GUGUUGGGGAGCGUCCAUCCUUUUGUUCGCCUUUUAGGCUGAAACUUUACUCGAAAUCAGAGCGUCAUAUUAUCGUCAGUAAUCUAACGCCCUUAGGAUUUGACUCAGUUUUGGCCAAACCGGUUUGACGUCUCUGCGUUACAGAGGGGGAAGUGAAGGACUGUGUUGACUAACUCCAGCUUAACUUUCUGUUGUUGCUCUGCAACACAGCGUUUCUUUUUUUGUUAGUGCCACUUUGUUUUGUAUUUUAAACGCAACAUCGAGUAUUGCAGCAUGCAUUUGUUCAAAAGAGACAAAAGCUCAGCAGCUCCAACUCCAGAGGUCCCACCACGACCCAGCAAAGAGGACCUUGACAACCCCAUCAAGCACAGCCUGAGCAGACCGGAUACAGAAUUUACAGCCAGCACUGAUGUCACAGAGGAGCUUCAACCAAAGACAAAGAGGACAGGGGUGAUGGGAGCUAUGCAGAAGGUCAACCCAUUCAAGUCUACCUCACAGGCUCCCUCUGAGCUCAGCAAAGCUGCAUCCUCUGAGUCACUCGAAAAGGGAACAGACUCCACACAGAACCCUGGUGUGUUCAAAGGGGUCAUGCAGAAGGUCAACCCGUUCAAGUCCUCCUCCCAGGCCCCCUCUGAGGUCAGCAAAGCUCCCUCCUCAGAGUCACUCGAACAGGGAACAAACUCCACACAGAACGCUGGCGUGUUCAGAGGCGUCAUGCAGAAGGUCAACCCGUUCAAGUCUUCCUCACAGGCCCUGUCCAGCAAAGCAUCUUCCUCAGAGUCACUAGAUCAGGGAGCAGACUCCACACAGACCCCGGGUAUGUUUCAAGGGGUCAUGCAGAAGGUCAACCCAUUCAAGUCUACCUCCCAGGUCUCCAAAGCUGCAUCUUCAGAGUCACUGGAUCAGGGCAGAGUUUCAGACUCUAAUCAGAACCCUGGUAAACUGAAAGGGGUGAAGCAGAAAAUCAACCCGUUCAAAUCCUCACAGAUGAAGGAAAACCAGCCUCUACACGGUGACCUGUCCUCCAGCAGCGGAAGCUUAACAGACAACAACAACGUGCCGGAGAAACAGAACCGCGGGAGAUUUAAAGGGAUGAUGCAGAAAGUAAACCUAUUCAAGUCUUACACACAGGUGCCAGACGAGGAAUGUGAGACGGACUCUGCCGUUCCGAAUACAGCUUCCUCACUCAUGAUGCAGGAAAACCGAACUACUCACAGUGAGGACUCCUCCAGCUGUGACAGCGUGGACGCAAGCACCAUAGAGAGACAUACUAUUUGGUACACUGACGUUGACGCCAGCAGCGAGGUGAAAAGCCAGCCGACAGAAGCAUGGAAGAAAAGAACUAUGACUUUUAGAAUAAAGAGGAUUUUGCCAAACGCAUUGUUUGGAUCUGGAACAAAGAGCUCAUCAGGUGACACAGAGGCACUGCCCCAGGAAGUAGUGGAGGUUCAGACUCUACAGAUGGCUGAAGUACCUGUGCCCAGUGAGGGAACAGACCUGGAUCCUCUAGAUGAUGAAGACGGCCUUCUGUCGUGGUGGAAAACUGUAGACGGAUGGGAUGAGUGGAAUGAAGCCAAUCAGAAUGAUGAACCUGAAGAGGUGGUGGAAGAAGCAGCUGAUCGUGUCUUCAUGGCAGCUCGUCUUUUUGUUCGCUUCUUCAACCAGCGUGGCGCCUCACUCCAGCAGCGUAUCCUGGAGCUGCUCUCUAUGGCCGACGCAGCUGAUUUGUUCCAUAAGAAAACGGUCACGGCCAGCGUUGGCGGUGGGGUAGCCAGUGUCGCAGGGUCCAUCACUACCAUCACCGGCCUCAUUCUGGCGCCCUUCACAGCAGGAGCGUCGCUCAUCGUCACCGCUGUAGGCAUCGGUGUAGCUACGGCGGGCGGGGUGGCGUCUGCUUCAGCCAACAUCACCGACACAGUCCACUCAAAGACGGACCGCAAGAAGGUGGAGAAGAUGAUCCAAGACUACGAGGAGGAGAUGAGGGACAUCAAGGAGUGCCUGGAGUUUUUGCAGGAAGGGAUGGAGACGCUUGAAGAGUGGGACUUUGAGAAGUACGCUGAGAGCAUCGCGAAAAAGCACCUCAACCAGGACGUCAAACACGUGAUGGAGGAGGGCGGGCGGGCCGGGAAGGCUUUAGUGAUCAACACCGAGAGCCUGAUCAGCACCGUUCAGGUCCUCAGUGUUGCAGGGGGCGCUGCCAAAGCCGUGCAGGUGAUGAGCAUUACCACUGGAGUCAUGUCGGGUCUCUUCCUGGCGCUCGAUGUCUUUUUCCUGGCGAAAGACACCAUGGAGCUCAAAAAGGGGGCCAAGACGGACUUUGCCGCAAAGAUCCGAGAAGUUUGCAAGGACCUGCAGGACGGGCUGCUGGAGCUGAACCGCAUCAAGGAGGAGCUGCAGAAAACCAUGGAUGGGAUCGAGGUGGAGGUAGAAGAGGAAGAUGAAGAGCUGUUAAAGUCUGAUCUGAAGAAACUUAUCGAGCUUGAAGAAUGAAGGAUAGAAAACGUCACUGUCUUAACUCUGGAGAAAGAUAGUUGAUUAUUGAGUUACAUACCACUUUUAAUCCUACUGCCAAAAACUGUAACUAUUUCUCGCAAGAGCUAUUUGUAGCAAGUUAUAUUUUAAAUAUUUAUUAGUUAUAUUUAUAGUAUUAGUAGUAAUUUUAAUUACGUGUGUGUGCCAUGUGUUUGUGCCAUGAUGAUCUGUUAACUUUAUUUGCAAUAAAAGGGGUUUCAUGUUUAAUAAUCCA